AUGAAAGUUUUUGUGUUGGCUGCUUUAUUAGCGGUUUCAUUCGCUCAGCAGCUGGAGGAAUGUAGUUCAGGAGGACCGGAGUUCUGGUGUGCGAGUUGUCAGAACGCUGAGGCUUGUUCCGCUCUGAUACCCGGCCUGGUGGAGUAUUGUCAGCAGAUCGGUAUCUUCACAGCUGGACAGUGCUCUGGUGGUGGUGAUAGCGGUGGAGAUUCUGACCCAGUCACUCUUCCUGUUACCUUCCCUCCCACGGAGAUCACACCUACCAAUGCUGACGGAGAGGAUGGAGCUCUGCCUAUCAAUAUCGUGCCGAUUCAGAACCCUCCCUCCAGAGAUGACCUGCCCUUCGCAGAGGACCCCCCUCUCAUCCCUCCUUUCAUCAACAUCAAACCUGUCAACAUCACUGUUCCUCCUGGUGCCACUGCUCAGUUUAAGUGUGCUGCAUCCGGAGCCCCAGCCCCUACAAUAACUAUCAUGGCACAAGAAGAAGCAAUGACCUCCUACAGUCCACCGUCUCUCGAAGAAAGAGAAGCAGCUAAAGCCAGUGAUCCGGAUAGUAGCAACGUGAAUAUUAUUCAGGAGAUAGAAGAUGUGACUAAGGAUCAUGAGGGAUGGUAUACUUGCAUGGCUGGCAAUGUUCAGGGAGCGGUAUUCCAUGACGCCUAUCUCCGAGUACUGGAUCUCUGUGCCACCAUCACUUGUGACCCCCCUAAAACUUGUGAACCCGACUAUAUCGCCGGGACUGCUACCUGCGUUUGUCCGGAGUGUGACACUACUUUUGAUGUGGUGUGCGGUUUUGACUGUAACACGUAUUUCAACCCGUGUCAACUGGAACAACUGGAGUGUCAACAAGGGACUGAUAUCGGUAUCUGGACACAAGGAAUGUGCCCUGCUGUUGAGAGGCCAGUCAUCACCGACACCAUCUUCAAAAAGGGACAGACCAGCGGAGGUAUGAGUCUCAAGUCCAGCCCGACCAGUAUCCACAUCGUCUCGGAGGGAGAUAGUUUUACUCUCACAUGCGAGUUACACUACAGUUGA
This is a messenger RNA of Bolinopsis microptera, 1035 nucleotides long. RefSeq lists its product as uncharacterized. Gene Ontology annotation, molecular function: cell-cell adhesion mediator activity. The transcript has 9 exons. The coding region runs from base 1 to 1035 and encodes 344 amino acids. The record is from RefSeq and is a predicted model, not a curated record. Gene Ontology annotation, biological process: axon guidance; homophilic cell-cell adhesion; dendrite self-avoidance. NCBI's taxonomy places the organism in Eukaryota, Metazoa, Ctenophora, Tentaculata, Lobata, Bolinopsidae. Gene Ontology annotation, cellular component: axon; plasma membrane.